AUGAAAGUAGCGUGUGUCGUACUGACCGUGUUUAUUCUAAUAGCUAUAAUGGCAGUCUGCAUAAUGGUGAAGUUCGCAACUGAGAUCACUUUGCAAGAAAAGAGGAGGGAUUACAUCAUAGGCGGUGGUGUUUACAACUUCGCCAGGUCAAUGGGAGUGAUCGCUUUGAGUGAUAAUACAUCUAAAGCCAUAUACGAAAGAUUUCCAUACGUCGCGGCCAUCACUAGGAACGCGUCAAGCACUUGGUCUUUUUCUUGCUUCGCCGCUGUUGUUCUUAGCAGAUGGGUGGUGACCUCUGCCCAUUGCAGACGUCACGGAGCUACACACAGGGUCUUAGUAUACAACGAUUUUAUAAGAAACUACACUCACACUUACCCGAUCCUCUUCUGGCGGUUGCACGAAAAAUUCAACUUAACUUACACUAUGCCGAAGUAUGAUAUUGCUGUGGCAAAGCUUAAUGUAGACCACAACCCUUUCCCGAUGAAAGCAGCUACAUUUGAUGAUAGACCCGCAGGAAAUUUCGUGGAGGCCAGCGUUUGGAAGACUGUGUCUACUAUGGACAAGAAAAUGUACCUCACGAAUGAUUUCGAGAAAAUCGAAGUAUUUAUAGUACCACAUGCAAAAUGUUAUGAGAAUUACGGGUUACCACUAGACGAGAGUCUUAUAUGUGUUGAUCUGUCUUACUACGAGGACUGUUUCAUACACGAAUUUGGACCUAUGUUCUUUGAAGAUAAGGUCGUUGGUGUUUUAGCAGUGAAACCCAGAGACUGUGAAAUUAGACUGGCGAUAUUCACUAACAUUUCCUACUAUUCUAAUUGGAUAUUAAAAUCCACACAUACCACUUAUUAUGGAUAG
Diatraea saccharalis (sugarcane borer) is the source of this 855-nucleotide messenger RNA. NCBI's taxonomy places the organism in Eukaryota, Metazoa, Arthropoda, Insecta, Lepidoptera, Crambidae. The record is from the annotation of a GenBank genome assembly.